This is a messenger RNA of Triticum dicoccoides, 1413 nucleotides long. Its product is annotated as origin of replication complex subunit 2-like. Bases 87 to 1229 code for a protein of 380 amino acids. The record is from RefSeq and is a predicted model, not a curated record. Gene Ontology annotation, molecular function: DNA replication origin binding. Gene Ontology annotation, biological process: DNA replication. The transcript is spliced from 6 exons. Gene Ontology annotation, cellular component: nucleus; nuclear origin of replication recognition complex. NCBI's taxonomy places the organism in Eukaryota, Viridiplantae, Streptophyta, Magnoliopsida, Poales, Poaceae.
UAACCGCCCGUGUGCCCCCUUCCGGUCCUCCAUCCUUGCGGCGGCGGCGGCGGCGGCGGCGGCGGGGGAAGAGGAAGCGAGUUCCUAUGGCCCCGAGAGGCGGUCACGCGGCGGCGAGCUCCGGCUCCGAGGACGAGGAGGAGGAGGCGGAGGCGGGCUUCUCCAGGAGCUAUUUCCUCGCCAAGGAGAAGGAGCCCUCCUCGGCCAAGAAGCGGGCCCACGCCGCCGCCGCCGGCAAGCUCUCCGACCUCAACCUCGUCGACGAGCAGGUGUUGCGAGCAUCCCUCGCCGAGAUCCCCCCGAAGCACGAGAAGGAGGUGGAGGCCCUCACGAGAAGCUACAAGGACCAGUACCGCAACUGGCUUUUCGAGCUGAGGUGCGGUUUUGGCCUGUUGAUGUAUGGCUUCGGGUCUAAGAAGCUGUUGCUGGAGGAUUUUGCCUCCACGACCUUGACUGAUUUCACUGUCAUCGUGGUCAAUGGUUACCUUCCGUCCAUCAACUUGAAGCAGGUAUUGGCAACAAUAGCUGAAAUGUUUUGGGAACAGAAAAAACUUAAGCGAAAACGUCACUCAGGAACAAGGUCCCAACCAUCACAAAAUUUUGCAACCCAAACAAUGGAUGAUAUUAUCUCGUUUUUAAACAACCAGACAUCAGAAGAUGGGGUUGAUGGCGUGUGCCUUCUUAUUCACAAUAUUGAUGGACCUGCACUGCGUGAUGCUGAAUCACAGCAGUGUCUAGCACAAGUUUCUUGCUGUCCACAAAUCCACAUUGUUGCAUCAGUUGAUCAUGUCAAUGCACCUUUAUUAUGGGACAAGAAGAUGGUGCACACACAGUUCAAGUGGAGUUGGUACCAUGUCCCAACAUUUGCACCUUACAAAGUUGAAUGCGUGUUCUACCCAUUGAUACUUGCUAGCGGCGGUCAUGCACAGACCACAAAAACUGCCCUUGUUGUUCUUCAGAGUCUGACACCAAAUGCACAAAGUGUCUUUAGAGUUCUUGCUGAAUAUCAGUUAGCAAAUGAAAAAGAGGAAGGUAUGCCUGUCAGCAGCUUGUAUACCAAAUGCCGUGAGCAUUUCCUGGUGAGCAGUCAAGUGACAUUGAACUCCCACCUGACAGAGUUUAAAGAUCAUGAUCUUAUAAAGAUCAAAAAGCACUCUGAUGGCCAAGAUUGCCUCCACAUCCCCCUUGUUCCUGAUGCGCUGGGGAAAUUGCUGCAAGAAUUGGCCUGAUAUCCUGACUGUUUACCUUUUUGGUUGAUUAUUUGAUUCAGCAAAACUCUUCCAAAGGAGAGGAUUUAUCUGCUACAUGUAGUGUUACCAUGAAAAUAACUCAGUUGAGUAUUCCAUUCUGUUGUACAUCGAUUAUCCAGCACUUAUUUAUGAGAUGGCCGAACGUUGCAUGUUACUCGUGUUA